Lathyrus oleraceus (garden pea) is the source of this 1221-nucleotide messenger RNA. Its product is annotated as PRA1 family protein E. The coding region runs from base 191 to 766 and encodes 191 amino acids. Gene Ontology annotation, biological process: vesicle-mediated transport. Gene Ontology annotation, cellular component: Golgi apparatus; endoplasmic reticulum. The transcript has a single exon. The record is from RefSeq and is a predicted model, not a curated record. Lineage: Eukaryota; Viridiplantae; Streptophyta; Magnoliopsida; Fabales; Fabaceae.
AAUGGGGCAAGGCAAAUCCAAAACAAAAACCCUUCCGAAAGAACCAGAGAGAGAAUCAUUUAAGUAAAGAAAAAAACACCCAUCCCCUUUCUCUCCCAAUUCCCGAACUUUAAUCAAAAUUCGAAUCUUUGACAACUAAUAAACAAACCCUAAAUCAAACAUGCACACUUUUCAGAUCUAACCAACCCCAAUGCCGACCAAAACCACCGCUACCUACGGUGCCAUCGGAUCUCCCUCCACCGCCACAUACCAACCCCCACAAACCUCCAAUCUAAUCCCAACUCCCCGCUCAUGGGGCGAGUUUCUCGACAUCUCCGCCCUCUCCCGUCCCCUCUCCUACGACGACGCAAUGCUCCGUCUCCGUCAAAAUCUCACCUACUUCCAGUUCAACUACGCCUCCGUAAUGCUAUUAAUCGUCUUCCUCAGCCUCCUCUGGCACCCGGUCUCCAUGAUUGUUUUCUUGAUUAUCCUCCUCGCGUGGUUCUUUCUUUACUUCUCCCGUAAUGGUCCCCUUGUUAUCUUCGACAGAACACUGGAUGAUCGAAUUGUGCUUUGCCUUUUGGGUCUCGUUUCUGUAAUUGGGCUCGUGUCCACUCACGUUGGCCUCAACGUGUUGUUGUCGUUGAUAGUUGGCGUUGUUGUUGCGGGCUUGCAUGCGUCUUUUCGGGUUAUUGAGGAUUUGUAUGUUGAUGAGGAAAGUGGCUUGCUUUCUGUUGUUGGGGGAACCCAACCUCCUCCUGCAAGAACAAAUUACACAAGGAUUUAAUGAAGAAAGUGUUUACGGUUUCACGGUUAGUUUCAGUUUCUAUGAUUUGAAAGGUUUGAAGUAUUGCAUUGUUGGGUUAAUGGUUCUGUUAAGAAGGGAAAGUAGACUUCAAAACUGAGUUAAUGGUUCUGCAAUGAUGAAUUGAUCGAGCUAAUGAUGAAUUCAUUCAGUGACUCUUUUGUAUUGAAAAAAUUCAAGCUGUUAUGUUACUUUGGUUUAUCCUUUGCGGAUGAGAUCGUAACAAUCUUCAUGUUACAAAAGAAUUGAUCGAAUUGAAAUGGAAUUAGGUUUUUUUGUUAAUCUCUGAUUAAAUAGAUUUGAGUUUUGUAUGGAAGAGGGUCUGUUAAUGUAGAUGGUACCAUGGGGGUCUGUUUUGGUUCAAUUUUUCAACAUUUUCUGUUUACCAGUUCUAAUUUUGCAUAUGAUUUAAUGAGUUCUGGGAUUUUGUUCCACAA